Plodia interpunctella (Indianmeal moth) is the source of this 774-nucleotide messenger RNA. RefSeq lists its product as uncharacterized. Bases 131 to 508 code for a protein of 125 amino acids. The transcript has 3 exons. NCBI's taxonomy places the organism in Eukaryota, Metazoa, Arthropoda, Insecta, Lepidoptera, Pyralidae. The record is from RefSeq and is a predicted model, not a curated record.
GACAUAAAACUUGAGUAAAACUCAGUCAUUUUGCAACGCAACAUUUGCAAAAGAAAUUAUUUGAUUUAUUUUUAUUCAAUUCGAGUUAUUUACCGUGUUUUAUUAAUUUUUAUUAUUACUUUAUGAAAAAAUGUCAAGUUAUGUGAUACUUGGAAAAGAACAAAUACCAGAAUAUAUAAGAAACAAACCAGGAUGGAUGCAAUGCGUCAUACUGCUCGCCUCUUUGCUCAUCGUCACCUUUUCGGCUGUGGGCAUCGGCAUCCCAAUCGGAUAUACUUACUGCUACAUCGAGCAUAGAUCCAUUGUUAGAAUGGGUAAUACAAACGCAACUUUCGAAAUUCUGCACAUGCCGGUUACAGGCUUCAACAAAACCUGUCAGAACAGAUCCAUUAAUGAAGCACUGAUGUCCAGUUUACUUGUCUCCAAGAUCCUGAAGAUCAGCCACAUGUUGAGUGAAGAGAUAUCCUUCGUACCAGCAUCUAAAGAGAAACCAGUUGUUAAAAUUUAGACUCCUGACUUUUAACCAUGUUACUGUAUUAAUUUCAACAAAUUGCGCUUCGUAAUUUUCUUUGUGAAGUGUGAGACAGAGAGAGGUAAUUAAUAGAAUACUUUAAAUAUAUUUUUAUAUGGACAUUUGAGUGAAAAUUCUGUGCAAAAGUGGUGAUGUGCGUUAUCUCUUGAAAAUUAUUUAGGGAUUUCGAUGAGAUUGGUGAAAUUCAUUGGUGUGUGGCAGUUCACCAUUGGCUGGAAUAUAAUGAAUAUGUUUGAAGUUGA